UAUGAUCAUAUGUCAUUUUUGCUCUAUGCUAUAUGUUUUAAAGAAAUAGGUUAAGUUUAUAAUGACAAUUAACAGGCCCUAAUAUGAUAACAAAAAUUCUUGCGAAUGCAAAAUGGCUAUGAGAAGAUUAUUUUUGAGGAAUUCCAAAAUAUUCGUGACAAAUUUUGGAAAUAACAUCAAUAUAACGAAAAGUGCACUGAGAAUAACAUCAAUAGAAAAACACAAAUACAUUCAUACCACAACGGUUAGUUUUCAGAAUGAAGAGUCGAGAGCAGUGGUCCAGGCAAACUAUUUUGAGAGAAUAGAAAAUAAAAACAAGAACACCUAUUUAGAUAUGGUAAAAAUAUUCAUCAAUAGAGACCAGAUAUAUCGGCGAGGUCAUGUAGAGUUUGUUCACUCUGCAUUGAAGCACAUGGAGGAAUUUGGUGUACAUAAGGAUUUAGAAGUGUAUCGCGCUCUGAUAGACGUCUUACCUAAAGGAAAAUUUAUUUCAACUAGUAUGAUACAAGCAGAAUUUAUGCAUUAUCCCAAACAGCAGAAAUGCAUUUUGGAUCUUCUUCAGCAAAUGGAGGACAAUGGGGUCAUUCCAGACAGGGAAAUGCAAGAUCUACUUAUCAAUAUUUUUGGCAAAAGAGCAUUUCCCUUAAGAAAGUACUGGAGAAUGAUGUAUUGGAUGCCAAAGUUCAAGCAUGCUAAUCCCUUUCCGAUUCCUGAAGAUUUAACGAACGACGUGUUGGAACUUGCCAGGAUGGCAAUAGCUAGAAUAAGCGGUGUAGAUCCUACAGCCACAAUUACAGAAUACCAUUCUAAGGAUAUAGAAGAAUCCAUAGAUGAUACUUGGAUUGUGAGCGCACAGAGUCCCACUCAACAGUCACUACUAUGGAGACACAAUCCAAAAGAACCUGUGUAUGUAGAGGGAGCAUACAAAGUGUGGUUGAGAGAAAAGCAAGUAAACUAUUUCAUUCUUAGGGCAAACGCUACACCUCCACCAGCCGACAUCGACUCCUAUGAUGAAGAUGAUGUGACAAAUAUAAAAAUUAAUUUAUUUAACCUUAAACCGCCCAUACAGAAACAUAUAGUCGACAGAAAGACUGUACAUGAACAAGACGAUGGUACCAUUUUCGCCAUAUGCGCCACUGGGACAUCAAGUAAAGAUUCAUUGUUAUCUUGGAUAAGACAUCUUGAGAAAAAUGGGAAUGAAGUCUUGAGCAAAAUACCAGUUGUUUUCACCCUCAGAUCUGCACCAAGUGAACUAAUGACGCAAUCACAAGAAGGUAAAGAUGGGACAAUUGAAGUUUCACAUUGAAACUUGUUCUGAUAUUGCUGACAUUAACUAUGGCUGAAAUAUUUUAGUGUAGAAUAAAAUAAUUCAAAUUGUUGAUUUUGACAAGCUGAACAUUAAACACUUUGAAUCUGAAAA
Molecule: messenger RNA, 1420 nt
Organism: Harmonia axyridis
Lineage: Eukaryota; Metazoa; Arthropoda; Insecta; Coleoptera; Coccinellidae
Gene: ECSIT
Product: evolutionarily conserved signaling intermediate in Toll pathway, mitochondrial
Exons: 2
Coding region: 113-1306 (397 amino acids)
Cellular component (GO): mitochondrion
Molecular function (GO): protein binding
Source: RefSeq, a predicted model, not a curated record